AGCGCGGGAAGCCAGUCUAAUUCAGAUAUACGAAGCGAUAACAAGUGGUAGAAAGUGAAGUUGAGUGGUGAGAAACCUCUCGAAGUUAACAAACGAGUGCAUUGUUAUUAUAUACGAGUGAAGAGAAACGAAUAAAUCGAAAUGCCAGCUAUUGGAAUUGAUCUUGGAACCACCUACUCCUGCGUCGGUGUUUGGCAGCAUGGGAACGUGGAAAUCAUCGCAAACGACCAGGGAAACAGAACAACACCAUCAUACGUCGCAUUCACGGACACAGAGCGACUGAUCGGCGAUGCCGCGAAGAACCAGGUCGCUCUCAACCCGAACAACACAGUGUUCGACGCGAAACGUCUCAUUGGGCGAAAAUUCGACGACCCGAAGAUCCAAGCGGACAUGAAGCAUUGGCCUUUCAAAGUCAUCAACGACUGCGGAAAGCCGAAGAUUCAAGUCGAAUUCAAGGGUGAGGUUAAGACGUUCGCGCCGGAGGAGGUCAGCAGCAUGGUGUUGACGAAGAUGAAGGAGACUGCCGAGGCUUACCUCGGUAGUACAGUGCGAGACGCGGUGAUCACAGUACCAGCUUAUUUCAACGACGCUCAGCGCCAAGCCACGAAAGACGCGGGAGCAAUCGCUGGAUUGAACGUGCUACGAAUCAUCAACGAACCCACCGCCGCUGCCCUGGCUUACGGCCUGGACAAGAACCUGAAAGGUGAGAGAAACGUCCUAAUCUUCGAUCUGGGAGGCGGUACCUUCGACGUGUCCAUCCUAACCAUCGAUGAAGGCUCCCUGUUCGAAGUAAGGGCGACGGCCGGCGACACACAUCUGGGAGGCGAGGACUUUGACAACAGAUUAGUUAACCACCUAGCGGAGGAAUUCAAGAGGAAAUACAAGAAGGACAUCAAGUCGAAUGCUCGGGCGUUGAGGCGACUGCGUACGGCGGCUGAGCGCGCUAAACGCACACUUUCAUCCAGUACCGAAGCUACCAUCGAGAUCGACGCCCUGCAUGAAGGCUUAGACUUCUACACACGAGUGUCCCGCGCACGCUUUGAAGAACUAUGUGCAGACCUUUUCAGAGGCACAUUGGAACCCGUCGAGAAAGCUCUCAAAGACGCCAAGAUGGAUAAGAGCCAAAUCCAUGACGUAGUACUUGUCGGCGGCUCGACCCGCAUCCCGAAGGUUCAGAAUCUUCUACAGAACUUCUUCUGCGGAAAGAAACUAAACCUCUCCAUCAAUCCUGAUGAAGCCGUCGCCUAUGGCGCUGCAGUACAAGCGGCUAUCCUUUCUGGAUCCACCGACUCGAAGAUUCAAGAUGUCCUCUUGGUCGACGUGACACCUCUCUCGCUGGGCAUCGAAACCGCUGGCGGCGUAAUGACGAAGAUCAUCGAGCGCAACUGCAAGAUUCCAUGCAAACAAAGCCAGACGUUUACUACAUACUCCGAUAACCAACCGGCGGUCACCAUCCAAGUGUACGAGGGCGAGCGAGCGAUGACCAAGGAUAACAACCUACUUGGCACGUUCGACUUGACGGGAAUACCGCCAGCGCCGCGCGGAGUACCAAAGAUCGACGUCACAUUCGAUUUGGACGCGAACGGUAUCCUCAAUGUGUCUGCGAAGGAAAACAGCACUGGAAGGGAGAAGAACAUCGUCAUCAAGAACGACCGCGGCCGCCUCUCUCAAGCCGAGAUUGAGAGAAUGUUGGCUGAAGCCGAGAAAUACAAAGAAGAGGAUGAGAGGCAGAGGGAACGUGUGGCUGCCCGCAACCAGCUAGAAGCGUACGUCUUCAGUGUGAAACAAGCUGUGGAUGAAGCUGGAGACAAACUUAGCGAGGACGACAAAGGCACGGCGCGACGCGAGUGCGAGGAAGUGCUCCGAUGGUUGGACAACAACUCGCUAGCUGAGAAAGAUGAAUAUGAACAUCGAUUGAAGGAAGCACAACGCGUCUGCUCGCCGAUUAUGACGAAGAUGCAUGGCGGCGGCCAGGGUGGUAUGCCUGGAGGAAUGCCGGGGGGCAUGGGAGGUAUGCCCGGAGGAAUGGGUGGUAUGCCCGGAGGAAUGGGAGGUAUGCCCGGAGGAAUGGGAGGUAUGCCCGGAGGCUACGGAGGAUACCAACAACAAGACGGCGGCUACCAAGGCCCAACGGUUGAAGAAGUUGACUAAAUUAUUGUGCCAACAUUUUAGUUAGUUCCAUCUUCUAAUUUGAGAUCUCUCCCUUUUUAAGACUGAUUGUAAUACCAAAAGAUAGUUAUGUAAAUCGUAAAACAAUUUGUGAUCAUCUGUUUGGUUUUAUAAAUAAAUACCUAUUUUAAGUUUA
This is a messenger RNA of Pectinophora gossypiella (pink bollworm), 2305 nucleotides long. Its product is annotated as heat shock protein 68-like. Bases 142 to 2151 code for a protein of 669 amino acids. The transcript has a single exon. Gene Ontology annotation, cellular component: cytoplasm. The record is from RefSeq and is a predicted model, not a curated record. Gene Ontology annotation, molecular function: ATP binding; ATP hydrolysis activity; misfolded protein binding. Gene Ontology annotation, biological process: protein refolding; cellular response to unfolded protein. Lineage: Eukaryota; Metazoa; Arthropoda; Insecta; Lepidoptera; Gelechiidae.